This is a messenger RNA of Racocetra persica, 837 nucleotides long. The record is from the annotation of a GenBank genome assembly. Lineage: Eukaryota; Fungi; Glomeromycota; Glomeromycetes; Diversisporales; Gigasporaceae.
AUGACAAAUAAUAUUAAUAUGAAUUUUUCAUCUGAUUCAAGUAUUAAUAUCUUUAAUAAAAAAGAAAAUGCAUUCAUGACUCAUAAUAUAUUAAUUAUUUCUACAACUCACUAUUUAAGUUCUAGUAUUUUAUCUGAAGACCCUAUAGAUUUAAAGCAAAAGCAACAAAGUGAUAGUGAAUUUAAUCAUGAUACUGAUAAAAACAAUAAAAGCACUGAAUAUAUAAUUCAAAAUGUAGAAUACAAUAAUGAUGGUGAAAUAAUUCGUCAAUAUUUUCUUUGUGAGAAUUCUAGUGAUCAUCAUUUUAAAAAAAAGGCUAAUACCACAUAUCAAAGAGAAAAGGAGUCAAAAAAGUCAGAUCUAUCUAAAGCUCAUGAGUAUUUAGAAAGGUUUUUUGAGGAUGAAUAUGAUGCAUUACAAGCCUUACUUGAAACUAUUAUAAAUAUAGUGAAUCAAAAAAAUAUUCUUGAGAUCUGGCAGCACUUUUUAAGUAUUUUUAAAAUGUCAAGUAAUGCCAAAUUUGAUAUCAAACUUGUAUUCAAAUGCUGGUAUACUGAUCCAAUGCAAACAUCUAAUUCUUUGUUAAUUAUAGGUACAAUCAGAGAGCAAAGUAUGAUUACAGAGACAAAUCAAGUAAUGUCAAUUCGUGAAGCAGACAUAUUUCAAUCUAGCAUUCACGCAAAUAUCACACAAAAGCAAGAAUAUGUACAUAGCUUUGGUGUUGCUAAAAGUAGAUUAAAAUUUGCUAUUGAAAAUAGUCUAGUUGAUGAAUUUAUAGAGUUGAUUACAAGAUUUAUUGAAAAUCAUACUGGUAUUAAUGCUAAUCAAUGGAUAUUG